Molecule: messenger RNA, 537 nt
Organism: Penicillium atrosanguineum
Lineage: Eukaryota; Fungi; Ascomycota; Eurotiomycetes; Eurotiales; Aspergillaceae
Product: MARVEL domain-containing protein
Exons: 4
Coding region: 1-537 (178 amino acids)
Cellular component (GO): membrane
Source: RefSeq, a predicted model, not a curated record
AUGGCCUACUCAACAGCCAUCUCUCGCCCUCUGCAGCUCGCAACUCGCACUCUACAGUGGAUUAGUGCCGUAAUUGUUAUGGGUUUGACCUCAUACUUCAUUAGCGUGGGCCCUACCGGCCAGCACCUUAUCUACCAGGAGGUCAUUGCCGUCCUCUCCGUCGUCUUCUUCCUCCCAGCAUUCGUUUCCCCCUUCCUCCCAACAGCACUGAGCAAAUUUGUCCUCGCAAUCGACGUCAUCUUCUCCUACCUCUGGCUAACCGCCUUCAUCUUCGCGGCCCAAGACUACAACUGGCACCUGUGCUACUUCCACUCCCCGGCCGGUAUUCCUUGCGGCCGGAAGUACGCCAACGAAGCAUUUAUGUUCCUAGCCUUCUUCUUCACAUUCUGCGGUGUAUUCCUCGAAGUCGCCGCCCUCUGGGCGUAUCGUAAGGGGAACCGCUCGGUGGCGCCCAUCCACGAGAAGAACGGCGCACCUGGUACUCGUGCGCCGCUUGAUGCGCCCGCUGAGACUACUGCUCCGGCCGGAACUGUCUAG